AUGAGGCGGCUCAGGGUCAAGGACCCAUCUGGGCUCUGCUGGGCCUGCGGUGGCUCCAUCCCGUACACUGCAAGCUCCCAGAAGCGGAGCUUCAUUGUCUCAGCCCCCAGAGGCAUCGCCGUCAAGCCGUCAAGUGGUAGGCGCAGAAGGCGGAGACGCGUCCUGUUCGAACUGCCGGACGUCGUGCUGGAUCUCGACGCCGAGGACAGCCCGUAUGUGCGCCCUUUCAACGACCAGGAUGCCGCCCAGCAGAGAGCCAAAUGGGGAUACGACCCUGUUUUCCCUGAGGUCGAGCAGCGUGUUGACAAGCUGAGGACGGACAUCCUCAAGGAUGGUAUAAGCAUGCGCCAGUUGUUGGCAGCCCGUCACCACCCAUUCAAAAUCUCGGAUCACGAUGUGCUUUCGGUCGCCCUGCUCGGUGGCAACGCGAGUGCUUCACUGGCUGAUGGUGAAGCGGUGGAUGAAGGAGCCCAUCGACGCAAUGCCUUGUUGGAACACAGGGACCAGGCGUUGCACGCCAACGGCAUACCGGAACGCAUCCUGGGCCGUGAUGCAAACACCAUAAUCCAUUUCAUGCUGCACCGCCAGCGACUAGCGUCUGCCUCACAUGAGACUUCUUCGACCAGCAGCAAUGGUGAUACAAACACUUCGGAUACUUUUGAUGAUGCCUUCCAGCACUGCAAAGGCAUUGUGCAGCUCGAGAGGCUGUGUUCGAACAGCCUGUCGUCGGGACCUGAAGCGAUCGGCCCUGCUUCCAUGGAUCACGUUGCACGCCGCUUGGAGGAUCUGAAGAAUACCAACCCCAAACGUCAUACUCAACACGCCCUCAAACUCGUCAACAAUUUCACUAUGAGACUGCUCUCGGCGAAUGCUGAUUUGAGCCCAUCCUUGUCGCUACUCGGCUUGGUCAUGGCAGCCAACCUCGGCCUGCUGCCCGCGAUCAUGCAGUAUCUGCAUAUUUGCUUGUCACAGGGGUUUAUAGGCAAAUCUCAAGACAAGCCCGAGAUGUUAGGCGAGAUAGGACAGGGAAUACUCGGGGCAUUAGAGCGAGGAGAUGGUUCAGCAAGGGGGACUCGUCCAGAGCUCUUCACCUUGUUGACCGGCCGGACUCACGCCGGCUCGGCAGUGCAGCCGGCCUUGUUCGGGUCAAGCGUCAGUAGCAGUGCAGAGGAUCCUCACACUCACCACAUUUACGUCCAGCUUCUCGGCCAACUGGGUGCCUGCCGGCUGCUGUGGCACUCGUGGAAGAGAGGCGCAAAGAAAAGGAUGAGACAUUACGAGCCAUACUACUACGCAGCCUUUGUUCGCUGCGCCGAGGUGCUACGCGACGCCAAGAGCGUCGCCGGGUUGGACUGUGCGACGGCCACGGGAGACCUGGAAAGGGACGCCGAGCUCGAUUUACAGGCUAUUGACGCAUUGGAUGCUCACCAUGCCUCUUCGACUUCCUCCGAGGCACCCUACGCCUGGCAUUUUGAGGAUCCGCUCUCUUGGGACGAGAUCAGCAAAGUAUUCGAGAGUCCUGGGAUACACCAAGCUGUGGCACGGAUGAAUGAUCUAAUCACCAGUGCUGAUAUGGAAUGA
Molecule: messenger RNA, 1581 nt
Organism: Diaporthe citri
Lineage: Eukaryota; Fungi; Ascomycota; Sordariomycetes; Diaporthales; Diaporthaceae
Exons: 1
Coding region: 1-1581 (526 amino acids)
Source: RefSeq, a predicted model, not a curated record